AUGUAUUACUCUCUAACAAAGGAAUAAAGAGCUAUCCGUAAGAAGGAGAAAAAGGUAAAUCAAGUCAACUGCCCAUAAUGUCCAGCAUCUCUUUAAGGACUUUUAAAGUCUAAGGCAUUUUGUAUUUUUUGUUUAAAUUAUGUCUGCAAAUCGCAUAUUGUAAAAUAAAGAAAAGAUCCCUUAGAUGAUGAUAAAAUUGGCAAAAUCUGUAGAGAAUGCGAAGAUUAAAUUCUAUAUACAAAAAUUACUUCAAAGCAUGAAAAAAAAGAAUAAGAACUAUAAGUUUAGUAUAAAGAAUUAUAAGGUACUUUGGAAUCUGUUAAUGGCUAAUUUUAAGAUCUAUUAUCUUAAGAGUAAACAAUCAAAUACUAAAUUGAAAAAGCUUAGAAAGAAUUUGAAAAGAGAGAACAAUAAAUUAAAUUAAAUAUUAAAGAAGCAGAAAAUAGAUAGGAAUAAUGCAAUCAAGAGAGUUUGAAAUUAAGUGAAUAAUAUCGUAGGCUAGUGGAGGAAAAAUAGAGAAAAGAGAAGGAAAAAUAAGUUUUAGAAAAAGAACAAGAAAAUCUUUAAAAUAAAGAACAAAAACUAUAAAUUGAAAAGUAGUAAAUUCAAGAUCAAAUUGAUAUUAUGAAUGAGAAUAUUAGCAAGCUUAAUCAAGAAAUUGCCUCAAUUACUAAUGAUUAAAAAGGAUAAGAUAAAGGAAAAAAAAAUAUAUUUAGUGCAUACGGUUAAACGACAAGUAGCCUUGGCACUAUAAUUAUGUCUUCUGAGAUCUCCGCAAGACCUAGUAACAAAAAAGAAAUACGAGAUCAACCAGAUAGAGAAGAUGGAUUUUGCUGCAUGAAGGUACUUCCUAGUGGUUCUAAGAAGAAGAAAAAGGCAUGA
Molecule: messenger RNA, 882 nt
Organism: Paramecium tetraurelia
Lineage: Eukaryota; Ciliophora; Oligohymenophorea; Peniculida; Parameciidae
Exons: 4
Source: RefSeq, a predicted model, not a curated record